Molecule: messenger RNA, 1522 nt
Organism: Xenopus tropicalis (tropical clawed frog)
Lineage: Eukaryota; Metazoa; Chordata; Amphibia; Anura; Pipidae
Gene: pafah2
Product: platelet-activating factor acetylhydrolase 2
Exons: 10
Coding region: 217-1374 (385 amino acids)
Molecular function (GO): 1-alkyl-2-acetylglycerophosphocholine esterase activity
Source: RefSeq, a predicted model, not a curated record
UAACACAGGAAGUCCUUACCCCUCCCUGUCUCUCUUGCUUUCCAUGUGUCUUCCUCCUAUAUCGGAAGCUGCACUAACAUGACAGAAUUCACUCCAAUGCUGCUUCUUCCCCUCCCCACUAAUAUUUUGGACUUUGGUACUUGGUUUUGUAACUUGCCACGGAACCUGCCCGGCAGCAGAGUCUGUAUUGUUCUAUGAAGCAUUUUUUUAACACUAAUGGGGGUUAAGUUGUCUUUAAAGUUGCCCCCGGUGACUGGGCCGCACUUUGUGAGUUGCACAGAUAUCAUGGUGGGACACAGCAAGGAGCAGGGCAGUUUUUUCCGUCUCUUUUACCCAUGUAGCUCUUCAGAUACUGUGCAACAUCCAACGUGGUUACCAGAUUCUGAGUAUGUCACAGCUUUGGCCAAGUAUUUAGGCUGGGAUAGCAGAAUUACACCGUAUAUUUCUUCGCUAAUUCUUGGAAACCCUGAAGUCCCAGUUUCGUGGGGUAUUCCGCUUGUGCCUGGUGUGGACAAGAAGCCACUCAUCAUUUUCUCACAUGGACUUGGAGGAUUUAGGACGGUAUACUCAGCAUUAUGUAUGCAGCUUGCAUCUCAUGGAUUUCUGGUUGCAGCCUUAGAACACAGGGAUGGAUCAGCAUGUGCCACAUACCAUUUUGGAGAACCCACAAAUGCACCUGUAAAAGAGGUUUGGGUCCCGUUUAACAAAGUAGAAGUGGGAACGAAAGAGUUUUACCUCAGAAAUUACCAGCUUCAUCAAAGGGCAAAUGAGUGUGUCAGAGUCAUGCACGUUCUACGAGAUAUCAACGCUGGAGUUGCAGUGUUUAAUGUUUUAAAGUCUGACUUUGAUUUGGAAACACUAAAGGGCAGGAUCGACUUUAACAAAGUAGCUCUAAUGGGUCAUUCCUUCGGUGGAGCUUCUACACUUCUUAGUCUGACAAAGGAUGAUACAUUUAGGUGUGCUGUUGCACUGGAUGCCUGGAUGUUCCCUCUGGACGAUGCGUCUUAUCCUGACAUCAGAAAGCCAAUACUGUUCAUAAAUGCAGAACAUUUCCAGACUAGUUCUAGCAUCGAAAAAAUGAAAAGACUAAAUGCUGGAAAUAAGGAGAGCAAAAUUAUAACUAUUCUAGGAUCUGUACAUCACAGCCUGUCAGAUUUUGCCUUUCUAUCUGGGUUUCUUACUGACAGACUCCUUCAACCCCGUGCAAAGAUAAACCCAGGGCAGUGUUUGCAAGCAACCAUCACAACAGCCCUUACCUUCCUCCAGAAACAUUUAGAUCUGCCUGGAAAUCUUUCUAGCCUGGACAGUCUGAGUGAAGAGAUCAGAGCUUGUAUUUUACCAGACUUUUCAAUCACAAAUUCCAGCAAACUUUGAGAUUUUUAGAGAAACUGUCCCACCGAUCCUCAUACACAGCAAAACCAUGUGCCAAGAGAUUGGGGCAAGACUGAGAAAAGAAGGUCCAUUGUUUCAUGUGAACGGACUCGUGAUGCUUUAAAUAAAUGCUUUACUGUUGGAAAAUGAA